Carya illinoinensis is the source of this 1280-nucleotide messenger RNA. RefSeq names its product probable protein phosphatase 2C 8. NCBI's taxonomy places the organism in Eukaryota, Viridiplantae, Streptophyta, Magnoliopsida, Fagales, Juglandaceae. Bases 66 to 668 code for a protein of 200 amino acids. The transcript has 3 exons. The record is from RefSeq and is a predicted model, not a curated record.
CUGCGUCAUUCCCCGUGAAAAAUAAACGCAAGCCGAAGCCGACGUCCGAUCACAUCCCUGUGAAAAUGGCGUUAGAUUCCGAAGAGCUCAGCCAACUUAACUUGACAAAAACGAAGAAUACCCGUCGGAAGAGGCUGAAAGUCCGGCGACUAAAGUACACGUAUCGAACGAAGAUCCACGUCGAGCGACAGAAAGGGAAACAACUACUAGACGAGAAUAAGGAAGAUUAUCACCACACGGUGGAGAAGAAGAUAUCGUUAUCUCUGACAUCGUCCUACGAAAACGACGAGAUUUUGUCUUUCCGGAGAGAAAGUCCGGAGAGUUUUACUACCUACGGCUCGGUGUCCUUGAUAGGGAGGAGGAGAGAGAUGGAAGAUGCGGUGAGAGUGGAGUUAGGGUUCAUGAAAAAGAGUAAGAUUGCGACGGCGUGUGAGGAGAGGUUGCAUGGGGUUCUGGUUGAGGAGAGAGAUGAUCAUGUUCAAGGUCAUGAGGAUGAAGGGAUGGAUUAUUGGCAGAGGGUGAUGGAAGCGUGUUUUGGUAAAAUGGACGAGGAGGUGAGGGAUAACGGGUUGGGAAGGACGGUGGGGUCAACGGCUGUUGUGGCGGUGGUUGGGGGAAGAGGUAGUGGUGGUGGCAAACUGUGGGGAUUGCAGGUCGGUGAUGUGUAGUGGUGGUGUGGCCUUGGCCUUGUCUACGGAUCACAAGGUGAUCAUUACCUUAGACCGUAUGUAAUUUCCAAACCAGAAGUGACCGUUACCAAGCGAAUGGAUAAAGACGAAUUUCUCAUACUAGCCAGUGAUGGCUUGUGGGAUGUUAUCCCUAAUGAACUUGCAUGCCGGAUUGUGAAGAGAUGUCUUGAUGGAAAAAUGAGGAGCUACAUGCAGGAGGUUGAGAAUGAAAGCCGCCCGGCUGAGGCAGCGGCAUUAUUGGCCGAGUUAGCACUGGCUCGGGGAAGCAAAGAUAACAUUAGUGUUAUUGUAGUUGAACUGAGGAAAUCUAGAGGUUUUGUCGGUUCAUAGUCUUACCUUUCAAUCUACAUUUAGUCCCUGAUCAGCACGGCAUUUAAUUCUUCUGCCGGAUGGGAGCUAUAUAUAAAAAUUUGUGAAACACCUGUGUCAUAGACUCGUGCUCAAUACUACAAUAAAUUCUUUUGUGUUGGUUUGCUAACCACAACAUGCGCCAUCCUUGUAAUCAUCUCCUUGGGUAUUACAAGGACUUGGACUGAUCAGAAAAUAAGGACUUGGAAACGGAGCUCACCAUUUUGUUUGAUCUCUCUUCCA